This is a messenger RNA of Orbilia oligospora ATCC 24927, 3189 nucleotides long. RefSeq lists its product as uncharacterized. The transcript has 3 exons. The coding region runs from base 1 to 3189 and encodes 1062 amino acids. Lineage: Eukaryota; Fungi; Ascomycota; Orbiliomycetes; Orbiliales; Orbiliaceae. The record is from RefSeq and is a predicted model, not a curated record. Gene Ontology annotation, molecular function: oxidoreductase activity, acting on paired donors, with incorporation or reduction of molecular oxygen; heme binding; monooxygenase activity. Gene Ontology annotation, biological process: response to oxidative stress.
AUGUCGUCCCAACUCAAAUCUAUGAUCCAAACCAUCAAGCGAAACCCGCUUAAGUCUCGCGGUGAGAGACCGGGUUCUGUAGUCAAUGGCACUCCUGUCGAGGAGAAAACGGGUAUUCUCCAUGAUAUUACCCACCUCAGCAUGAAGGAUAAGGCGACAAUGGCCCAAGCCAUUACCACGCUAGCAUCUGGUGAACCGAUUGACGACAAAAAACUCAUGCUUGAAAAUGGUGUAACCAUGCUUCAAGGUCUUCCGCCAAACAGCGGACUGAGCCAAAAAGUGUCUGAUGGGUUUAUUACAAUGCUUUGGCACGAUCUGCCACAUCCAUAUCCCACUACAGCUGGCCCAGAGGCUAGGUAUCGAAGACAUGAUGGCGGUGGGAAUGUUCCGUGGAACACCGAAUUGGGAAAGGCCGGAUCUCCAUAUGCGAGAAAUGUUCCACCCAUGAAGCCAAAGGGCCCGAAUUUGCCAGAUGUAGAGUCUGUCUAUGAAGCUCUGCUGAAGAGAGAAGGCCCGUUCCGCAAGCACCCUUCUGGGCUGAACCGCAUGUUUUUCUCAUUCGCCACGGUUGUUAUUCAUGAGUGCUUCCAGACCUCACGAAAGGACCCUUCCAUCAACGAAACUUCGAGUUAUGUAGAUCUCAGUACUCUGUACGGAAACACAGAUAAGGAACAGGUGAGGGUGAGGACAUAUAACAAUGGUCUCAUUCAUCCAGAUUCAAUUGCUUCUGAAAGAAUCAUGAUGAUGCCUCCAGGUGUCAUUGCGGUCCUGCUUAUGUUUUCGCGAAACCACAACCGGAUCGCCCGAAAUCUGUUGUCGAUUAACGAAGGAAGCAAAUACAAGCCGUGGGAUAGCCUUGAUGAUGCUGGCAAGAAAUGGCAAGACGAGGAUAUCUUCCAACUUACCCGAAACAUAAACGUUGGAUAUUUCGCUUCCUGCGUUCUCGGAGACUACGUCGCCGCUAUUCUCAACACCCCACGAGCCAACUCUGAGUGGUCCCUCAAUCUUGGAAAGGAGAUCAAGGAAGGGGCAAAGCGUGUAGAGCGUGGUUCUGGUAAUUUGGUGUCUGUUGAAUUCGCUGUCCUGUACCAUUGGCAUGCCGCGCUUAGCGCUGCUGAUGACAAAUGGAUGGAGGAGUUGAUUCGAUACGAUUUCCCAGACCUCAAGGACUUAGAGGAUGUUACUGUUGAGAUGUUCCACAAGGUUAUGAAGACCUGGGGCCACAAAUUGAUGGUUACUCCUCCAAAGGACUGGACAUUUGGCGGGCUUGACCGUCAGGCAGAUGGCACCUUCAACGAUACCGAACUCGCUGAGAUCAUCAAGAGCUGCAUUGAAGAGCCCGCCCAUGAAUUUGGUGCUCACGGUACUCCCGCCAGUCUCAAGGUGGUUGACAUCAUGGGCCAACUGCAGGCAAGAAACGUCUUCAAUGUCUGCACAUUAAACGAAUUCCGAAAGUACCUUAACUUGAAGGAGUAUGAAACAUUCGAAGAUUGGAAUCCGGACAAAGAAACUGCAAGACGGGCCGAGCUUUUAUAUGGUCACAUCGACAAUAUGGAGUUGUACCCUGGUUUGAUGGCUGAGUGCACCAAACCAGCCAUUCCCGGUAGCGGAGUUUGCCCGGGACAAACAACUGGCCGUGGUAUCCUAGAUGAUGCCGUGGCCUUGGUCCGUGGAGAUAGAUUCCUAACCUACGAUUUCAACAGCAACACAUUGACUAACUGGGGUGCCUCUUCGCUCUCCGAACGUGCUCCAGGAGCAUACGGUGGUAUCUUGCCAGUCGUGCUUAUGAAUGGUAUUCCUGGCGAAUUCACAGGUACUUCAUCAUACUCGCUGCUUCCAUUCUAUACACCGGAGGCUGCUCAGGGAAUUUUGAAGGGCAACAAGGUUACGGGCAAGUACAUCAGUGCUAGACCUCCAACGGGCAAAGGUCUCGUCAGUGUUCAAUCUGAGGCCGCAGUCAAGCAGAUUCUCGGAGAUGCCGAUGGCUUUAAAACCCCAUACCCAUCUGAGAUCCCUGCUAGCAAAAACGGUCAUGACUUCUUAAACGGAUGGAACGACCUCAAGCGUCACGAUUCUAUGACCAGCCCAAUUCAUAAGUCUUUGAUCGAGGAAGGUUUUGAGAAGAAUGUUUCUCUCUUCUUUAGCUCGAAGAUGAAGGCCCUCAUCGAGAAAAACACUUUAUCCUUCAAGAAGGGCAGGAAAUCGAUCGACAUUGUUCGUGACGUUACAAACGUCGUCCCUAUUUUCUGGGUCGCGGAUCGAUUUGCUGUUCCGCUUAAGACCGCAGAGACACCCCGUGGUGUUUUCACACCGUUUGAGGCUUUUGGUAACUAUUUGGGUGUCUAUCUUUACCAAAACUUCAAUGUUCUACCAGUUCUAGAAUGGCGCUUGCGCGAAUCUGCAGUCAAAGCUGCUAGCUCGCUGCUCUCCGUCUUCGAGACCCACCUUAAGACACAAAAGGGAAUUACAGAGACUGUUGUCGACUGGCUUGCGAAGGGUAGCGCUUUUCAAGUCGGUCCUCAUGCCGACCGCCUCUACCACGCUCUCAACGACUCCAAACAGGCAAUUCCAGAUUCUGCGGCGGACAUGCUCAACAUGAGCGCCCCACUUGUCUCCAUUCUUACUCACCAAGCCUCCCUCCUUAUUGACUUGUAUCUCAGCCCUGGCUACGAACAGUACAAGGAACGCUUGGUACAAUUGGCCAACGCAGAUGCUGCAUCCUCCGAGCAAGAGCUUCGCGGUUUCGUCUACGAAGGUAUUCGUCUUGCCCCCGCAGUUCUUGGUGUCCCGCGUGUCGCCAGCAAGGACAUCACUAUCAAUGAUGGUGCCCGAGGGCCUAUCAAGAUUCAAUCCGGCCAGACUGUUCUUGCUGCUACUUCUGCAGUUGGUUUGGACCCUACUGCCUUCCCAGAGCCAGAAAAAGUCAACCCUACACGCCCAUUGGCAGAUUAUGCCGUUCUCGGUAGCGGUUUGAACUCUUGCUAUGGUUCCAAGUUGAUUGGAGCUGCUCUCGCCUCAACAUUGAGGGAGGUCUUCAAGCUCAAGAACGUGAGAAAGGCAGCCGGAAAGUUGGGUAACUUCACUGUUGCGCAUUAUGAUAUUGCUGGUCUGCAGUGGAAGCAGUACUUGGAUGAUAAUGCCAAAGAGUCUCCUGUUCCAACGUCUUUGACAUUGGAAUAUGAUGCUUAA